Molecule: messenger RNA, 1263 nt
Organism: Anopheles nili
Lineage: Eukaryota; Metazoa; Arthropoda; Insecta; Diptera; Culicidae
Exons: 4
Coding region: 1-1263 (420 amino acids)
Biological process (GO): clustering of voltage-gated calcium channels; neuromuscular synaptic transmission; neuron-neuron synaptic transmission
Cellular component (GO): presynaptic membrane
Source: RefSeq, a predicted model, not a curated record
AUGGCGCCUGCAGUGAGGACGGAAAGUUUUGCGGAGGAAACUCCGCUCGAACCUGCGAACCCGAUCGGACCUUCACUGUUGGAUGGACGUCGGAAUGGCCGUUGUCGCAAGCGCUUGUUGCACCUUCUGGAUAAUAUUUUUUCGUUGGUCGUGAUUUCUCCACUGGUGGUGGCACAUUGGCGCGGCACUUGGGGUUGGAUGGAUUUGAAUGGACCGCACUUUCCAGCCUGGUUGUGCUUUGUGCUAGGAGCCACUCUGCACACUACCUUCGCUUUUCUGCGUGAACCACUGAAUACCGCGCUGGCAUUGGGACGUGAUGCUCCGAAAAGUCGAUGGCGUUCCAUCCAGCAGUGGUUAAUCAAUCGGAUGUACACGUACGCGUUCAGUAUGGGAUGCCUAAUGCAUUGGCGCGGUGGCUGGAUGGUUAUGGAAUCGUACUUCGCACUUCACCUUCUUCCGGCCCUUUCGGUGUCCGCGAUCUGCCUCGUAGGGCUCGUGCUGUCAAAAUCGGUCCGAAACCUGCUAGCACCACCAUUCAUCAUCCUCACCGAUCGCAAGGAGGCAAUGUUUAGCUUUCCGACGCGCUUCAGGAUGAAGGUAAAUAUUUUGAACAAUAUUUAUGCGGCACUUAUAAUAAGCCCGCUUGUGAUAUGCUACUGGCGGGGAAUCUGGAAUCUUAUGGAUAAGCUGCUCUUUCCUGAAGAUGAAGUGUUGCGGAUGAUCACGCUGAUAGGGUUCGGUAACGGAGGGCACCUGUUGUUUUUGCUGCUGCAGACAAAGCUGCAACGUUGGUUCGACGUUGACAAGCAUCCGGUGGUGUUCUAUAUCAGUUCGCGAGUCUAUACAUUCAUUUACGGUGCGGUAUGCGUCAGCACCUGGCGUGGCGGUUGGAUAUUGAUUGAUCGUUACUCGCCUCCAAGCCUGAUGUUCUUCAUCGAAGCAUCAUUAGUGGCCCUGCUACUUUUGGGCUCGUUACGAAGCUUUUGUAACGUUGCUGGAGCACCAUUCAUCAAUGAUUUACCAGACGGAUAUUUUGCCAUUCCAACGUACUUCAAAUCGAAGUCUCACCACAUACGCGAACGGCCAGGUUCAGGAGUUCCGGUCAAGGCGUCGAGUCCCAUCCGAUCCGAGACCUCGCGGUUUGGAAUAAACGAUACGGACGUAGCAUCUAACACGGCGGAGAAUCAUCUGCUUUGGUCGCAGGGUCACUGUUCAGCGGACGUCUCCGGUGUUAAGGCAUUGAAAGUGCGUGUUGGGCGAUAG